AGAAGGACGUGCACCCUACCUUGUCAAGAGCACGCGACCCCACACUCAAAAACCCUAAUUUCCAUGUAGACCAAGACCAUCAUCUUCUCAUUUCGAAAUAUUUUAUAUAUACAUAUCAUGUUGUGUGCAGAGAAAAAUGCAGAGAGAAAAGAAAGAGAUAUCUAACAUUAAACGAGAGAAAAGAACAAGAACCCACAGCUCCCCAAGGACUUAACACACCCAAAAUCAAGGCAAACACACACGCAUCCACGAAAACCCAUCGAUAUCUAAUAAUCGAACUCAGAUAUUCAUCUCUUCCCUUCGAAUCUUUGGCCUUUUACACCUCUUUCUUUACUCCUAGGUUUAAGUUUGAACAGUUGCUUUCAACUUGCUUUUCUUGCUUCUUUCUUUUGCUUUUUCUUAUGUAAAGGCAAUUAUCUUGAGCUUCACUUAAGAUCCAAAGGAGAGAACAGCCUUCCUACCUAGCUAUAUAUCGAGUUUCUUGUGGUAGGUUGGUGUUUGUUUACAGCCAUGGCGAACAGGUGGUGGGCCGGGCAGGUGGGUCUACCCGGAAUGGAUCACACAUCAACAAACUCAUCAUCUCCUAUGAAGAAACCAGAUCUAGGUAUUUCCAUGUCCAACAGCAAUAGAGAACCAACCGAAAGCGGCAGGAGAGAAGAGGAGCAAGAAGAAGAAAGAGAAAACAGCGAUGAGCCUAAAGAAGGAGCCAUAGACAUCGCCACGCGCCGUCCUAGGGGUCGCCCAGCAGGAUCCAAGAACAAACCUAAACCACCCAUUUUUGUUACCAGAGAUAGCCCUAAUGCUCUCAAAAGUCAUGUAAUGGAGAUAGCUAAUGGGUCUGAUGUAGCUGAGAGUUUAGCUUGCUUUGCAAGAAAGAGGCAAAGAGGUGUUUGUGUCCUCAGCGGAAGCGGUAUGGUUACUAAUGUAACCCUUAAGCAACCAUCUGCGCCAGGAGCAGUCAUGGCACUACAUGGAAGGUUUGAGAUUUUGUCACUGACCGGAGCUUUCUUACCGGGACCAGCGCCACCAGGAGCGACGGGAUUGACUAUAUAUUUAGCCGGAGGGCAAGGGCAAGUGGUGGGAGGUAGUGUGAUGGGACCAUUGGUGGCGUCAGGACCGGUUAUGCUGAUUGCAGCAACGUUUUCGAAUGCUACUUAUGAGAGGUUGCCGCUGGAGGAAGAAGAGGAGGAGGGUGGGGUUGGUAGAGGCCAAGGGCAGCUAGACGGUGGUAGUGGGGGAAUGGGGGAUCCGGCUGCUGCAUCAACGGCAGUGUUUAAUAAUUUACCUCCAAAUUUGCUGCCAAAUGGCGGACAAUUGAAUCUUGAGGGAUAUGGAUGGCCUCAUGGCAGGCCACCCUAUUAGAAGAAGAUUGAGGGAAGAGAAGGAUUCGUCUCAUCUUCUGGCCUAUGUUGGAAAUUAGUGAGAGAUAAUGAAUCAAGUUAGUGAUGAAUAAAAGAGACUCAAAGGUCUGUAUCUUGUAUAUUUUUCUUGGUAUGUGACUGUGGCCUUAAUUUCACUUGAA
Messenger RNA from Hevea brasiliensis (rubber tree), 1522 nucleotides. Its product is annotated as AT-hook motif nuclear-localized protein 19-like. Gene Ontology annotation, cellular component: nucleus. The record is from RefSeq and is a predicted model, not a curated record. The transcript has 2 exons. Gene Ontology annotation, molecular function: minor groove of adenine-thymine-rich DNA binding; DNA-binding transcription factor activity. Bases 511 to 1362 code for a protein of 283 amino acids. NCBI's taxonomy places the organism in Eukaryota, Viridiplantae, Streptophyta, Magnoliopsida, Malpighiales, Euphorbiaceae.